UUAGAGUCUGAGUCUCGCGAGGCCGUUUGUGGCGCCAUUAUGUCACGCAUGAUAACGACGGUCCUAGAGGCCCACCCGUACUCUCUGUAACGCGGCAGCCGUUAUCCUUCAAGCCGGUCUCCCAGUGUGGCAGCAUGAGCUCUCCUAGAGAUGUGUCCUCCCGGGGAACCGAUUUCGGCCCGGAGGCCGGAGAGCACACCGAGUUCCGCCCAGCCAACCCCACACCCCGGCGGCGGCGGCAGCGGCAGGCACGGGUCCUGUGGCGGGACUCUUGGUCUCCCCGGGGCAACGAAGGCGAGGGCGUGGUCUCAGGCCACGAGGGGGAGCACAGCAUUGACCUCCCAGCCGACAUCCUCCCUGAGCUCACCUCGGAGUUUGAGGAGGAACUGACAGUUUCGAGAAGGGCAGUGCUUCGGGGCUGCGAAGGUCGGCCUGGUUCCCCGGCAGAUGAGGAAGAGGACGCUCCGCUGGACAGCAUACCCUACGUCAACAUUGAGCGUGCGUCCGUGGUGCGGCAGAUGUCCAACAUGGAGGCCCAGGGCACCCGCAGAUAUUCGUCCAGGUUCCCGGCCCUGUACGUAGAAACCGGUGCUGCCGAGCUCCCCAGUAGGAGGGUGGAUGCCAAAGCAGGUCCCAGCAGGAGAGGUGCAAUGCCCUUGAGCCGUGUGCAGAGGCAGCGACACUCUGCUGUUCCUCUCCACCCCAGUGGGCCCAAGAGAGGCCAGGUCUGGGGGAACCUGAAGAGGACCACCGAAAGCAGGGUGGUGGUCAGCAGGGAUGCCCAGCUGCCCUCUUCUGACUCCGACCCGGAGUCCAAGCCUUCAGAUGAAUUCCAUGGGAUGCAGCCCAUAAGAGUGUGCAUUUCCCGCAAGGGAGGAGGCCAGGCCGGAUCCACCGACUCCAAGGAGCCAGAAGGUGUGACCAGAGACUUGAAUAUCCAUGCCCAGGCUAGUGUCCCUCCCUUGCAGGGCUCUCUGAUGAUCUCUGCUCCCAGGAAACUCCCCUCAGCCAUGGGAAGGCAAGCCUCAGGACAGAUGGAAGUCUCUUCCUCUAAGAAAAUGCAAAAUGUGGUCUGGGCCAAGGCAGAGGGCGGGCCCAACUAUCCAGGAGCAGGUGCUAUUACAGGGGCACCGCCCAGGGCCCCAACUUGGAAAAAGGACCAAGAGAAGAAAUCCGCACGUGGUGGCUCGAAAAUUAUCCUUGGGAGAGCCUUCACUGCACAGGGGCAGAGAUUCAGAUUCAUUCCCCCGGAACCAGCCACCUUGCCACCAAUCUCAGGCAUUCAGCUGCUUGGGACGCCCAGGGGGUCUACCUCGUUGACCUCUGGAUCCAAGCAGGGGGGCCCUGGGAGGAAAUCCUUGGCCAGGAGAGCAAGGGAGUCCCAGCCUGUGGUUGGAGAAGAUGGAGAUGCAAAUACUGAUCCAGCCCCACAGGCCCAAUUUCCAAAACACAGGCCAAGGCCACAUUGCCUGAGCAUGCGUCGCGGAGAAUUCACCAGUGGUGAUGCUAACACCAGAGCCCCUCAGGUUCCGGCAGUCUCCCAGCCUUUGAUGAUGACGACGACCACGACAAUGACGAUGACGACGACGACGACGACGACGACAACGACGAGCCAGGGAGGCCUCCCGUCCAGAGUCCCUGUACUCUCUGAUGACCAGGAACCAACUGUGCUUGCCCCAAUUCUGGAAAGGCAGCAGCCACUCCCUGGAGCACAGGGCUGCUCCCAGUGCCUUGUGCUCCAGAAAGAAAUAGAUGACCUCAAAAAGCAACUAGCGGCCCUGCAUUCCCUCAUUGAUAAGUUCCAGACCCUUGGAAAUUGAAGCCAGCAUCUUCACAGGAGACCACCAGCUAAUACCUGUGGAGCCCGGGAGCUGGGGUCAGGCUGACUCCCUCCCCUUCUUCAGUGACAGCCUCCUCUCUGUCUCCCUUCUGCCCCCUG
Molecule: messenger RNA, 1939 nt
Organism: Fukomys damarensis (Damara mole-rat)
Lineage: Eukaryota; Metazoa; Chordata; Mammalia; Rodentia; Bathyergidae
Exons: 6
Coding region: 135-1820 (561 amino acids)
Source: RefSeq, a predicted model, not a curated record